UGAAAGGGCUCUGUUAAAACUCCUACAGGACCUCUCUGAGGACACACCAACCCUCACAACAACAUUUACUACCGUUGCACUUCAAAUCGGAUUUUAAUUUAAUACAAACUAUACAACAGAUCUACUACACUGAUGAUAAUAUGCAGAUUUUUUGGAUCCUUCUUAUGGCUGCUAUUUGUGCAGAGUCAGUCUCUGCAGUCUACACAUCUCGUUGGCAUUUAACUCACGGCCGUCAGUUAACUCUGGAUCUUCCUGAAAGGACAGAGAAGUUAGAGUUUACUUCUGCUGAUGAGCAAGAGCAUUCAAUUAUCUGGGAAAAGAAAGCAUUUACUCUCUGGAAUAAACCUACUAAAGGCCAAGUCUUCAGCGCCAAUGAUGGCUGGACCUACAUAAUUAAACAUGUCACCUUUGAUGAUGAAGGAACCUACACCCUGCGCAAUUACUGGAGUUCAGUUGUAUCUAGCUAUACACUGAAGGUCGAUACCAAAAAAGAAAUAAUUAAUCGUGUCGCAGGUGAAACUCUCACCAUACCUUUGGAAGGACUCAAGCAGAGUGAUGCCACUCUUCGCUUUUACAGCAACUAUUCAACUGUCACCCUGGUGGAAAGCGGAGUACCUGUGGGCAGGAAGGACCCAGACUACGCCAACCGGCUUAAAGUAGGCAACGACAAGAUCCAAGUGCUCAAAGUCAAUGUGUCAGAUUUGGGCAGGUACGAACUGACCGAUCACAAAGGCCGAUUCGUCUCAAACACUACGAUGCUACUUGUUGAUCACCACGAGUUCACUCCUAAUAAAGGUCUUUUAGGUCUUCUGCUGCUUGGCAUUCCUACUGGCCUUUGCUAUUGCUGCAGGAAGAGAAUCUGCAAAUGCAGGAACACUAAAACACGUAAUACACACACAGUGCAGUCCUACUCCCUUAAUCCCAUACCUGAGACUAUACCACCUAGCAGCACUGUGAUUGAUCCUGCAGGUCCUGAAGGCCCUGGCCAGGGCUUCGCUCCUGUAUAUCCCCCGUUUCCAGACCAAGGUCAAAUUCAUUACCCUCCUCAACCACAGUGGAACGGACAACCUGCUGUUCCUCACAACCCUGGCUUUAAUCCUGAGUAUGUGCCUCUGAAUCCUGUCUAUCCUCCUAAUGUUGGACCUGGAGCUCCCCCUGCUCAGCCUCCGCAGUACAAUGUUCCUCCCAGCCAAUAUAAUCCAUCUGCACCUGUGGGCUACACUCCAGUGAUGAAUAGCGCUCCAACUGGGCCAGAGUUGAAGAUGAAUGAAUUGUCUCCUGCUGCACCACUGCUCAUGUCUGAGUCUGCCACACCCACUUUUUCCAUCGAUGUCCUCAACUCCUCAGACACUGGUGUUCAGUUUACCAUUGACAAAGGAAAGUCUUCAAGCAAUAACUUCCUGUAGUCACUCCAACUACCUAUGUAAUUAAUAUUCCAAACUACCUAUAAUAUUAAUAUUACCUAAUAAGUCCUAAAGCGCAAAAGAAGAAACAAAACUCUUGGGAAUAUUGAUUAGAUUCAUACAAAAUCUAAGCCUUUUAAACAGAGUUUUUUUUUUUAAUCCUUUCAUAAUAUGGAAGGACAGGUAAACCAUUGUUCAUUUGUUCAACCUUUAUUUUAAUAUUAGUAUCUUAAUAUUAAUCUUUACUCAGAACAGAUUGGUCAUUAUUGGUCAUUAUCAAUGUGUAAAGAGCAAUGUUAAAUGACAGUUUCAUGGCUAAAAAUACCAUCUAUGCCUAAAUUAAGUUCUUCAUUGCCAUAAUAAUGGAAAUGCAAGACUUCUUUUAUAGGAAUAUUCCAGGUUAAACUCAAUCAACAGCAUUUGUGGCAUAAUGUUGAUUACCAUUCUUUUCUGUACUUCUUGGUGUCAUUUACAAGGCUACCUCUAGAUUUUUAUCAACAUGCAGCAAACUGUUCAAUCAUAAUCUUCCCAUCUGCCUUAGCACUUAAAUCUUAUUUGCAGUCAUUUUUAUUUUCAAACAUACACCGAUCACUUUAAAUGCAGGAAACUAGAUGCAUCAUUUUGGCAGGGUUGUUGGUGAGAAGAUAACCAUAUUUUGCCUACUUUAUUUUUUAACGUAGUCAGAUCUAGUCUCUCGAGAGGCUUAGAACUGAAUAGAAUAGACUUCUAAAGUCUUGUAACUUGUUUAAUUGAAAUGUAGUAUCUGUAGUUCUAGAGAUGCUUAAACAGCAUCACUUAAACCCCAAGAAUUAGCUGAAUAUGUGAAAAUAUACGUUACAGUUAAUUUUGAAUUUAAAAACGUGAUUAUCUAUAAAUGUUAAUAUACACAAUACAUGUUACAGUUUAUGCAUGUAAAUAAAUGCAGAUAUGUUAGUCUAAUUCAGGGAUUAUUUCAACUACCACGAACAGCCUGCCGGUAGUUACAUUUGCCAAGGGCACUUACAGUGAUGUUAGGUGGCCUUUGAUUGUAAAGUGCAAUAACAAGUGCUGCAAACAACAGGGCAAUUAUACUUGAAUCCUAACUAUGUAUGUGUGCAGAUUUUCAGUUCUAUUUAAAUAUGUAGUGGCAGAUAGUGGCAACAUUUUGACAUCUAUAGAGUUUGCAUUUACCGGCAUAUUGAUUCCUCACAUUACAACUUGGCAUUUUCCAAACACUCGAAGGGUCAUUCCAAAUGAAAGAAAAUAAUUUUUUCACUAGACUGUUAGCGAGGAGUACAUACACACAGUAAUGCCAUCCUUCCUUAAGAGUGCCUACAGCAAGAGCUCUGUCCUUCGGAGUGAGCAGGGCAAAGGGAUGAUCAAUUUCUAUUGGAAUUUGCCCUUAGCUUGAUAUCAAAACAGAUUUGGAAACAUUAAAAAUACUAAAACAGUAGAAUAAAUUUUUUUUAUAUUUAUAUUCAUCCCAUGCACUGUAACAGAAAUAUCUCAUGCUUAUGUAUUUCUAUGUGCACUGAAAAUUUCUCUUGUAGAUUAUUAUUACACAUUCUGUUUCUUUUUAUAUUUUGUUUAUGGCAUCAGUAGUCAGCUGCCAUUAUUAUUUAUCUUCUUAUAUGUCAUAUGUGGUUGUAUGAAACUAUAGUUACUUCUGUUUGUUACAGUUGGAUUGUAUGAAUAAAGAAUGACAAAAACAUGACUUGGUAUCUUAAUGAAAA
Messenger RNA from Myxocyprinus asiaticus (Chinese sucker), 3115 nucleotides. RefSeq lists its product as uncharacterized. NCBI's taxonomy places the organism in Eukaryota, Metazoa, Chordata, Actinopteri, Cypriniformes, Catostomidae. The transcript has 9 exons. The record is from RefSeq and is a predicted model, not a curated record. The coding region runs from base 141 to 1406 and encodes 421 amino acids.